Molecule: messenger RNA, 2367 nt
Organism: Triplophysa rosa
Lineage: Eukaryota; Metazoa; Chordata; Actinopteri; Cypriniformes; Nemacheilidae
Exons: 7
Coding region: 943-1674 (243 amino acids)
Source: RefSeq, a predicted model, not a curated record
UAAAGUGAUUCAAGGAUGAAACAGCUAUUUUAAUUCAUUCAAAUCAAUAAUAUAAACUACAUAAAGUACUCUUAUUAACUGACCAAAGUGUUACAAAUGUGAGAAUUAUACAUUAAAGCACGGAUUUUAAAGUUCGACUUUGAUGUAAAUUCCACUAUUGCGCACACAUAUUACUUUCUUUCUUUCUUUCUUUCUUUAUAUAUUACACACAGUAAUUGGUUUAAUUACAUCAGAAGUAACUGUAAUUAAAUUACAGGAAAGAUUAGAGUAAUCCCUUACUUUACUUUUUCAAGGGGAAAGUAAUUCAAUUACAGUAACGAAUUAUUUACAGUAGUAACUAGUCACACCCAACACUGGUUGUUGUGGUAAUUCCAAUCUUGCUUUAAAAGCUCUUGAUGAAAGGUGUGAGGUGCUUUAAGAGUGUGAAUAUCAGAAGUGUUAAACUACAUCAGGACAUGUUUCAGACGCAUUCUCUAGAUGGUAUGAGGAGGAGCUUCACGGAUGAAUUCUGCCAAGAAAGACCAGACGACAGAUAAAAACGACAAACACAAGACCCAGCGCAUGACCAAUAACAGCAACUGAGUCAAACUCUCAUUCAUUGAAACACUCGGAAUGAACUCGUGAUUAUUCACACACAUUAUUCCUCUGACUGAAUAUUUGUUGUUUGGUUCAGUCUGGUUUACACCACCUGUUUAAUGAAUGUUCUGAGUGAUUAUUAUUAAUAAAGAGAAACCCUGUACACGGAUGCUGAUCAUCACUGACAAUUAAUAAUAAUUAACACUUGAAUGGCGUCACAAGCCUUGAUAACACGGAGUGUGUCUUGAGUCAUGUGGGCCACGGCGCAGGUAAAUCAGGUUUGACUUCUUGAAGAAUGUAAGUGAACAAUGAUGUUCAGUUCCCUGAUUCCAGUUCAGUUCUGCGAUUUACUCGGUGAGUUUAAAGAUGUCGAGAACAGUUGAAGUGGUCAUCGGCUCUCCGGUUCAUCUGGAUCAGUCAUCUGGAGGCUCUCCUGUUUACGUCACAGAGACGAAGCCCGGUGACCCGCCUGGAGUUCGUGGUUUCCUGAAGAUCAACCCCGACGCUCUGGGGUGGUUGGAGAUCUUGGCAGGCGCGGUUGUCUUCGGAGUGGUGUAUUGGAAUUACGAGAGUUGGCUUUUAAUACCAGCUGGUUUUUUAAUUAUAACAGGAGUUAUCACCGCCACAGCCGCAUGCACACGUAACCCAUGUCUGGUGGUCACCUCCCAAGUUCUAAACCUGAUCAACAUCUUCAGUACUGCGGCGGUUCUUCUCGUGUUUCUCUUUCUCUUCUAUAUCAUACUCACGGUCCGUGUGUUUUUAGCUCGGUCUUUAAAUUCCAUUGAUGUGACUUUUAUUGUCUGCAAUGUUCUGGCCUUGGCUUUCUCUCUCAUCAUCUUUGCAACGUCAUGCUGCUGGUGUAAAUCGAGAAAGCGUGUGAUGAUCAUUCACAUGAACUCAGUUCCUCCAGCGGUGGCGAGUGAUGUCGUGGAUCAUCCGGUUCCGGUUCCUCCAGCUUACAGUCCAGUGCCGUCAUCAGAGCCGCCGGCCUAUGAGUAUGAGCGUCAGCCGUCGAUCUCUGGACCAUCAGCUCCAGUGUGGGAUAUGAAAAGAUGGAAAGAUGAACUGCAUCGCAGCCGAAAACCCAUCCAAGUCUGACCUGGGGACCUCAAACCCCCCCCAAACAACUGGUUCUAUGCUCUAAAAUAGAGCCGCCCGUGUCCCUCAGUGUCGACUUUUAUUCAUUCACGUUAUCUGCUGGACGCAGUGGAUGAUUUACUGGACAUCUCUUGACAUGUGUGAAGCUCUUCAGUCUGCUGCACAGAUCCGAAGGUUAACGCUGUUAACUCUUUCAUCUAAACUGGUUUAUAUUCACUGUUCAUCAGUAGGCCUAUGUGUGUUCUCACGACUGACACUGAAGCAGCGACGUGAUAAGCUGGACUCUCACGGUCUCUUUUCACACGGGCAGCGAAGCCACUUAAGGGAUGUAGAGUGAGAAUCUUCAGUACUCGGUUCUGACACUAGAGGUCACUGUAUUCUUCUCAUUUCACUUCUGUCUCUAAUGUUAUUUGGACAAAGUUCAUUUUCAAACAAUCGCUCACUGUGCUGUAUUUUCGUCCUAAUUAAUGCGUGUCUACUUCAAUCUCAUCUGCCCAAGCCAAACGUACUUUAGUUUCGUUGAUCCGUUCACGGUUUUAAUCUACAGUUUGUUUUUGUCUGCGCUAUAUUGCUAAAUUGUGUUGAUGUUUGAUUAUCAAUAUUAACAAUAAGUAUUUGUGCAAUAGUCGGUUCUAAUCAAAUGAUGUUUCAAAAUAUCCAAAAUAGUCAUUCAUUAAAUACAUACAAAACUGG